AUGACGAAGAUGACUUCUCUCCGGAACCCUAAAGGAACAACCGUUGCAUCGAGAAGAGGAAUGGAGAAAAUCACCUACGACUUCUACUCUGAACUCUUCGACAGCCAUGUCCACUUGCCUCCUCACCAACUGAGUGAAGACGGACGGAUGUCGUUCCAAAGGCUCUCCCAUCCGAAGUACGACAUCUUGUCGAAACUUUUGCCAGUACUCAUCAACACCCUGGCGAGGGUCUUUACACGUUACCUGUCGGAAUGCAAAGUUCCUAAACAGUCGAAGACCAGCGAGACCGCGUUCUUGUAUAAGAAGGAAAAUCCAGAUGACAUCGGCAACUAUCGCCCAAUCUGCUUACUGUCCGUGAUCUACAAGCACUUUACAAGAGUGAUCUUUGAUAGGAUUGAAAAAGUCUUGGAUGCGAGCAGGGAGGAUAUCACAAGAGUACAAGAUGCCGCCGCUCUCACUUUCAUCGACUUGAAGAAAGCCUUUGAUUCAGCUGAGACGGAAGCGGUCAUGGAGGACUUGGACAUCCAAGGCAUCCCUGCUCCGUAUUUAAAGGUACUUCGAGAGUUGUACAGUAAGUUCACGACCAGAAUUUCGCCAUUUUACAAGAAUAUCAUCAUUGACGUGAAGAAGGGUCCGGCAGGGUGA
Molecule: messenger RNA, 645 nt
Organism: Necator americanus (New World hookworm)
Lineage: Eukaryota; Metazoa; Nematoda; Chromadorea; Rhabditida; Ancylostomatidae
Exons: 3
Coding region: 1-645 (214 amino acids)
Source: RefSeq, a predicted model, not a curated record